AUGCCCGGCCACUCGGUGUCGCCCAUGGACCAGUUCCAUCAACAGCCCCACUUGCCCCAGCACAUGGCCUACCACUUGCCCCAGCACCCUCACCAGCAGCACCCUCACCAGCACAACCAGCAGCCUCAGCCAUCCGCAGACGACCUCGCUGCCCUCGCUGCCCUCGCUCGACCCAUCUCCCUUUCCCUCUCCAGAUUCAGCAGGGAAUGCACCGCAAGCGUCGUCUUCAGCCUCCAGGACUCCAACCAGGUCCUCGCCCCCUGGAACUCGAUCUACAUUCCAAAACACUACAGAGUUCCCAUCCCCGGUCAACGGCAAUCAUCUCCAGGAGAGUGCGACCUCGUUCUGAAGAUCUUCCCACGAUUGGAGACCUCGACCACCAAUGUAGACACCAUCAGGAUGCAGGAUUUGGUUAUGCCCUGCGAGCGGUGUCGGUUACGGAAGCGGGACAUUUUCCAGAUCGUUGGCCCUGACCCAACUGUGCCUUCGCCUCAACGGCUUUUCUUCUCGACGGGUGAGAUUCGUCUGUUUUUCAAGAUUUGCUGUCCACCAGGACAUCACACGACACCACAGGAGAGCGCUUCCUAUGUCUUGACCUUCGAGCUUCAUCACGGGAAACGCAUCCUCAUGUCGGAGACUGUUCGUGAUGCUGGACCAGGGUUGUUUCCUGAACCCGCCCCUACCAUCAUGGAAUUUGGAGCUGGCGCGCCGCCACGCAAACGAUCUGCCAUUAUGUCUCUGGACCACCUCAUCUCGGCAAAUGCGGCUUCGAUCCAGGCGGAUAGUUCUGCACCAUCAAGCGCCACGACUAUGACAGAUCCUCAUUCGCCAACCGCCGUGGUACCGUCAUCGCCCAACUCUUACAAUCAUGACCACGAUGAAGCAGGCAUGCGUGCAAGGACAAAGAGCAUGUCCUUUGAUGACCAGGCUCCCACAUCGUGGUCAUAUGGAAAAGGAUCAAGAUCCGGUUCCGAGCGUGCUGAAGACCCUCAGCCCAAAAACUCCUCCAGCGGGACUAAAACGCCCAAGAAGCGCCAGGAACCUCACGAGUUGAGUGAGUUGGGCAUCGGUCAGCGAGCUUCCGCCAAUUUGCAUGCUGCCUAUGUCAGCAGCCAACUUAAGGAACUCUCCAAAGCUGGUCUUCCCACGGACGGUGUUGUCCUCCCAGAAGGAUCCGCCAAGCCCAAGAGCAACAAGCCCAAGCCAUCUCAUGCCUGCCCUGAGCCCGAUUGCGACAAGAGCUUCUCACGCCUCUUCAACCUUCGUUCACACAUGCGGACGCACUCCAAGGCCCGCCCUUUUGUUUGUGAAUCAUGUCAAUUUGCAUUCUCCAGACGUCACGAUCGGGAUCGCCACGCCAAGAAGCAUUUGUCUGAAAAGCCCUACAAAUGUAUCGUAUGCGAGGCCACCUUUGUCCGACAAGACGCACUUGUUCGUCACCUUCGCAUGGACGGUGUUCUGAACCAGUGCAUGGCAGCCAUGGAGCAGCGCGCUCUGCAAUUGGGUGACAACAACAACGGAUACAUGUUGGCCGCUAAGCAGCAGGCCCACGACGAGCAGCAACAGGAGGACCGACGUGAUGCGGACGGAAAGCAGGGCGCUCGCCAAGCAAAUGGCUUGAAGAAGGCCAAGAACGAAAACGAUGACGAGAGCGCAGGAUACGUCAUCAACCAAGCGGGAGCUGAAGGCGAGCAUGCAGACGCCAAGAGCAGGUCCGAGAAAGCUCCAGAGGUCAAUGCUCCCCCUCCAGGAGCGUGUUCCUUGGCACCACUGCGUCAGGCCACGACGGCGGACUCCUCGGUCCGGGAAGGAGGUGUACAUCCGCCCAAGGGAGUGUUCUCAAGACCACCUAGCCCUCGCCAUCCAGCCGGACCAAACCCCAGUUCUGGAACAUUUGAUGGCCAUGCCAACUAUGACCACAGCAAGCCUCAUACGUUUACUCAUGGCCCACCACCUCCUGGUCAGCAGGAGUAUUAUGGGGAUGACCGAUACGGAGGAAUGGCCCCUCAACCUCGAUCGUUCUAUCCCAGUCCAUCGCGGACUCAUUCGCGAUCCCAUUCACAAUCGCAGUUGCAGUCUCAGCCCUACCCGAUGGGUCCUGACUACCACCCCUCCGGCCACCCGGAGUCCGCAGCUCCAGGCUACACAUACCAUGGAGCCCAACCUAAUUAUCCGGCAAUGGCUCCUCAGGGACCAGCCUGUCGCGAUCACCCAUCUGGCUAUGGGUACCAGAGACCUCCCUCGCCAUUGUCGACAUUGGCCCGUUACAACGAGCGCCCACCUCAAGGACAGGACACAAGGGCUUAUGGCUCGUAUGGAGAGCACCAGAGUGUUGAUCACUUUGAGUCCUAUCCUCUACGAGAUGCUGCCUUGGACAAACCUGUCGAAGGGAUUACCGGCGGGAAUCAGCCUUGGACGGCAUCGAACGGACCCGAGGCACUAGAGGAUCAAACUGACGAGCCUGACAAGUCGAUCUUCGAUGCUGCAGUGGGUCUUCUCCGUAUCCGUUCGUCCCAAUGGUGA
Molecule: messenger RNA, 2523 nt
Organism: Linnemannia hyalina
Lineage: Eukaryota; Fungi; Mortierellomycota; Mortierellomycetes; Mortierellales; Mortierellaceae
Source: the annotation of a GenBank genome assembly